Oppia nitens is the source of this 346-nucleotide messenger RNA. RefSeq lists its product as uncharacterized. The record is from RefSeq and is a predicted model, not a curated record. The coding region runs from base 8 to 346 and encodes 112 amino acids. Lineage: Eukaryota; Metazoa; Arthropoda; Arachnida; Sarcoptiformes; Oppiidae. The transcript has 2 exons.
AAAAAAAAUGUUUAAAUUUUUAAUACUAUCACUAGUACUGACCUAUGCAUCCGCUGGUCUUAUUCAAAACGGAGCUAACUGGGUAAGCGAGUUGGGUAGGGCUGGUCUGGAGGAUGUGGUCAACAUUGGUAAGGUUGGUGUCGGCCUAGUAGGCAGUGUCGUACCCAAUGUUAACUCGGCUAUAGAUCAUGCAGCACAUGGUAAUCUCGGUGGUGUAUUGGGCGAUAGUGUCGGUGCUGUGGGUACCGGUGCUGACGGCUUGUUCAAAGCUGCCCAGGACGGUUUCAAGGAUCAUCUACAUCACGAUAGCAAAUUGUUGCAUGAUGCUCUGAAUAUUAUUUACUAA